Molecule: messenger RNA, 2859 nt
Organism: Magnusiomyces paraingens
Lineage: Eukaryota; Fungi; Ascomycota; Dipodascomycetes; Dipodascales; Dipodascaceae
Exons: 3
Coding region: 1-2859 (952 amino acids)
Biological process (GO): ammonium transmembrane transport
Cellular component (GO): plasma membrane
Molecular function (GO): ammonium channel activity
Source: RefSeq, a predicted model, not a curated record
AUGCCAUCUCUAACGGUAUCUGUAGGUUCCGAUAACAGCAACUAUGAAGCUCUUACAGGCGAGGUCUACCAGGUCGCCACCAUCGUCUUUUUGUCCUGGGCAGGGUUUGCCAUCUUCUUCAUGAUUAUGGGCACCGGUCUCUUCUACUCGGGCUUGUCUCCCCGGAAAUCCGCCCUGUCUCAGGCUGCCAUCUCUCUCAUCGCCAUGGCCAUCAUUCAAAUCCAAUGGUUUGUCUGGGGCUAUUCGCUCACUUAUUCCCAGACUGGCGCAACAGCCUACAUUGGUAACCUCGCAAAUGCAGGGUUCCGCAAUAUCUUCACACUCUCCAACAUUGCAAACACAACAGCUUCCGCCACAGACUCGGCAACAUCCCUCGGAGCUUCUGCACCAAACACUAUUCUCGGAAAAACAGCAGCUGUUUACGGAUCCAUGUAUGCUUGCGUCACAGGCGCACUCUUGAUUGGCGCUAUUGCAGACCGUGGACGCGUUCUUCCAGCUAUGGUCUUUCUCUUUGUUUGGGCAACAAUCGUCUAUGCACCCAUUGCCUGCUGGUCUUGGAACCCCAACGGCUGGGCCGCAAAGCUCGGAUAUCUCGACUAUGCUGGUGGUACACCUGUCCACAUCACGGCCGGUUACGGAGCCCUCGCGUAUUCUCUCAUGCUCGGCAAACGCGCAGGUAUGGACGCCGUCUGGUCAUCGACACGUUGGAUUCGGUUCCGCAGACUUUUAUCGCGUAAAGUCCGUAGUCAUCACUCAGAAUCAGACGAUUAUAACACAUCUAGUAGCUUGGCCAGUGAAAAGGCGACUGACUCGGCUCUUCUUGCUCUCGAUGCAAGACCUCACUCGGUUCUGCUGGUUGUUCUUGGCACCGCCCUCAUGUGGGCCGGCUGGAUGGGCUUCAACGCUGGUGCCUCUAUCGUCCCAACUCUGCGUACUCUCCAAGCCGUCAUCAAUACAAACAUCUCCGGUGCCAUGGCAGGUAUCACUUGGAUGUUAUUAGAUUUCCGUAUGGGGCGCAAGUGGUCUGUGGUGGGCUUUUGUUCCGGUGUCAUUUCCGGCCUAGUAGCCAUUACUCCGGCCGCUGGCUUUGUCCCGGCUUGGUCUGCACUCAUCUUUGGUCUUGUUGGCGGAGCAGCUGCAAACGGAGCAACCAAGGUCAAGUUUCUGCUGGGCAUUGACGACGCACUUGAUAUCUUUGCAGUCCAUGGAAUCGGUGGUGUUACCGGCAACAUUCUCACAGCACUCUUUGCGUCCAAGUCCAUUGCAGCACUCGACACAGUCACAGUCAUUAAGGGUGGCUGGCUUGACCAUCAUUACGUCCAACUGUGGUUUCAAAUAGCAGGCACUUUGGCCUCCAGUGCCUAUGCCUUUGUCAUGACAGCCGUCUUACUUUUUCUCAUUGGACUUAUCCCUGGACUCCAACUGCGCGUUUCUCGUACCGCUGAUGAAGCUGGCGGUCUCGACCUUUCCCAACACGAUGAGUUUGCUUACGACUACGUCGAACUUGUCCCAGACCUUCCAUGUUCAGCCUCGGAGCUUUGGCCCAUGAUUGGCGGUGGUCAAGCAACUACAACAGGCGCAGAUACACCAGGAGUAGGAGGUGUUGCCAACAACUUUCAUCGUAGCGAUGACGGCAAGUAUGAACAAGCAGAAUACGAGAGUUCACCGCCUAAACCUGGAUCAGUUCACAGUAUUGAAAAAAGAAGCAAAUUUUUCCGGUUCAAUAAGAAAAACCAUUCUGCUGAAAAAGUCAGCAUCUCCAAAAGCUCGCCAACCCCGCCUACUUCAGGUCCUGCUUCAAGCUCUGUGCCAAUCAUGUCAGCAAUAACAUCAUCAUCAUCAUCACCAUCACCUAUACCAUCAUCAAAUACCCCAGUUGCUCCUGUUGUUGCUCCAUUGUCACCUUCAAGAAGAUACUCGGCACUUAGCACACAAGAAAUGCAUCCUGAUGACCCAUUAGCCCCGGUCUCUGAACAGCAUGUAACUCCAUCAGACUCCAUCUCUCCAGCAGCAUCAGCAACAGCAACAGUACCCCCAGUUUCACGUACUGGCACUCGCCCAUCCUACAAUCGCAGCGAGUCUUCUGGUGUGGUACCCCUAUUGCGUCGAUCUUCUAAUAUUUCAGAAAUCGUCCCGGAUACAAUUCCCAGCCCACUUGUACCCACCUCUUCAUAUCUUCACAUGCAUCACCAUCAUCAACCCAUCCCACCAACAUCUCUGCGCAUGCGUGCCGGCGGAAGCACUGAAAACCUACACUCUACGUUGUCGUCAGGGCCAAUACUUGGGCAUCGUCCGUCGCUCACAGGUAGCCUGACUGGCGGCAGUACGUCUUACAAUACACCUUCAUACUCGCCCAUAACCACCAAUUUUAGUCCGGCUGUUCCAUCUUCGCUGCGAAGAAUUAGUCGCAGCGGCUCGUUUUCUGAUUCUCUCGACAAUGAAGAGGAUGAUUCCACAACGUAUGCACGGAUCCACAAUAACCUGCGGAUUCAUGAAGAGCCUAUCUUGGCUUCGGGUUUGUCCACACCUGCAUCUGAAGCUUCGCCUAACCCAGACGAUACCGAUCGCAAUGAUAGCGAUCCGGAAAAAAGUGAUACCAACAACCGUGAUGAUGCCCGCAGAAAAAUACUUGACGACCAGGAUCAAUCCUCACAACGGACCUCUACCACUGGUUUGGGCGAGCGACCGGGACGUGUCAUGGGAAUUCUGAGUGCAAACAGAAGCGGCAGCACAAUGUCUUCAUACAUGCUUGACGGGUCUGACGACCGUGACCGUGAUCGCUAUCGUGACCAUGAUCGAGAUCAUGGCAAUAUGCGUAUGACCUUUUCCGGGUUCCGACCACGUGCUAGUGAUGAAUGA